This is a messenger RNA of Harmonia axyridis, 1201 nucleotides long. RefSeq names its product chaoptin-like. The record is from RefSeq and is a predicted model, not a curated record. The coding region runs from base 113 to 1129 and encodes 338 amino acids. Gene Ontology annotation, molecular function: protein binding. The transcript has a single exon. NCBI's taxonomy places the organism in Eukaryota, Metazoa, Arthropoda, Insecta, Coleoptera, Coccinellidae.
AGUCGUUUCGAAUAAAUUCUGGCUUCGAUAAUUAUGGUUUAAUUCGUAUCUAGCGACAUGAAAAAUGAUGAAAACAAAUUAAUCAGAAAGUAGAUCGUAAUAGUUCAACGUGAUGCAGUUUCGAAUAACGUUGUGCUUAGUGGCCCUCAUAAUAAAUUGUUGUGGCUUCGUAUUUGAGGAGGAACAGGACUCAAUAACCUUCAAGAAUGUAUGGAUUCGUCUUAUUUCGCAAACCAACUCCUCUGUGUACGUUGUAGAAGCGAGAAAUUUGCGGGAUUUCAUAAUCAACAAUAAGACGGACACGAUACGUAUAAACAAUCAGGAAAUACCCAUGUUGUAUGAAAAAUCCGUGACAGACAUCCCAAAUGUAGCAGUUUUCGACUUUUCAUCCAAUGGAAUCCAAGGGAUCGAAGAAGGUGCUUUUCAAAACUUGGGAUUAGUACAAGCUCUAAACCUGUCCUCAAAUCUCAUCAGGGUGAUUCGAUCUGAAGUCUUCACACAUGUGGAUGUUCGAUUUCUAUUCCUUGAUCACAAUUCGAUAUUCAGAAUUGAAGAAGGAGCCUUCCAAGACUUGUCCCAUUUGUAUUUCCUAGAUCUCAGCUUUAACAGAAUAAGAUAUUGGAAUUGUAGUUGGUUUAAGGGCACUCAUGUCAAAGGAAUCAACAUGCGACACAACUUACUGGAUACAUUGCCGGAAGAUUCCUUCAAAUUCUUGGAUGAUUUGGAGAUUCCAGACGAUCAACGGAUCUUUCAUCAUCUUCUUUUCGGCUACAAUAGCAUAAAGUCUAUCCACAGGUUCAGUUUGCCAAGAUUGAAGAAACUGGUACGUUUCGACUUGAGUCACAAUUAUUUGCAAACUAUAGAAGUUGGAACGUUUGACAACGUUCAAUCUAUCGAUCAUUUUGAUUUGAGUUUCAAUCAUUUGAUGUACUUGGAUAGAAAUCUUUUCAAGCAUACUGAAGUGGGAUUUGUAAACUUGAAGGCGAAUUACCUGUUGUUUAUAAACACCGACUACAUCCCGAUGGUCAAUUUGGAUUGGAACCCCUUAAAUCGUACUGCAAAGAAAAGAUGGUUAGAAUGGAGACAAAAGUAUGGAUACGCUUUAAAUUCCCCCGAAUAUGCUUCCUGAUUGAGUUUUUACUGAUUUCUUUUGGAUUUGUUUGGGAUGAAUUAUAUCCAAUGAAUAAACCUAUGUGAAUUA